This is a messenger RNA of Sycon ciliatum, 1856 nucleotides long. RefSeq lists its product as uncharacterized. Bases 327 to 1607 code for a protein of 426 amino acids. The transcript is spliced from 2 exons. Lineage: Eukaryota; Metazoa; Porifera; Calcarea; Leucosolenida; Sycettidae. The record is from RefSeq and is a predicted model, not a curated record.
CAAGCCAAGGGCCAAGCCCGUAGAACUCACGCUAGACGCGUUUCGCGGAUUGUUGGGUGGGCAUCACCAUUGGGCAUGUAAGGCAUAUAUCCAUUUUUGCUGAAAGGUGGAGUGGUGCUGGACCUGCACGAUUGCUCCGCACUGCUUCCGUGCCAGUGUACGUGUGCCAGCUACAUGGGAGAAAUAUAAAGUUCUCCGCCGACAGGUGGAAACCAAUGGGCAGAAGGGACCGCACCAAUGCGGUUAUCACAUUACGACAUCCUUAUCAUUUCUUAGAGCCUGGCGCUGAUCCCCGUAACAUCCUGUAGCCGGCAGCUAUAUUCAAGAUGUGCAUCUCAAUUAUCGGAUUUUGCACUUUGAUUUUGGUGUCCGCAAUGCUUUUAGCGGUGGAUGCUAAGCCAGUGCCGCAGGAAGAGGCUGGACUGCCUCGGACCCACCCGUUGGUCAAUACUCUAUUGGGCGAAUCCUACUGCUGUACCGACUACCCGUUCGAGCGCACCGCGCAGGCCGUGCUUGUAUGCUACAUCUACAACAGAAGACACCUCCAGCAGAUCCGCUCAUGGGAGUCGUGGCUAAAACGGACCUAUCUGCGCUCCGAGAAACCAGCUACCACCGCCACGAGUAGUAAUCCCACCGAAAGCACCAGCAGCACCAGCAGCACCAGCAGCAGCAGCAGUAGCAGUAGUAGUAGUGGAAGCCCAGAGCCAGACUAUCAUCGCAUGCUCGAUGUUUAUGUGAAGGCUCCGGGCGUGAAGGUGGUCGGAAUCUCCCACAAGCAAAGCAAUGCCAAUGGAUCGAGAAACGCAAGUACAGGAUCCCCACGGGUGUCUGUCAAUGGCGGAAUGGUCAAGCCAGGCAGAGGUGUGAUGGAGCUGAGUGGUUUGAGACUGCUGCAGCGCUAUCACCGCACAAUGUUCCGGCUCUCGUCCAGGGAAAAUGUGCCACUGGCAGCAGCCCUCUUCCUCCCAUUGGAGAACCUUACUACGGGACAGUCGGCCGAUAGCGAGGCCGGGGCUGGCCACAUGCAGCACCGCAUCAACAUGUGGGUGACGGUGAAGUGGCACAUGACGAACGAAGACGGCAGUGUUGUGAACGAGCAGCCCACACGCUACGCCUGGCAAUGCUCCAUCGACAUGCCCACGGUGCAGCACAUCACGGAGGAGCACUGGUUGGCCUUGGAUAUGCAGGCCUUCUUCAGGAUGACCUUCAAACAGGAAGCGGAGUUCAGCCAUCCUCCCUUCUUCCUCACCGAGCAACUCAGGUCUUCUGAUUUCCACACUGAUAAGCUACACAUCACCCUCCAGAGUGGACAGGUGCACUUGAACACGUCGGCAAACGACAUUACCAUCCUAGACGUUGAGGCGGAGUCCAAUGAUCCGACUCGCAGGUGUGCUGAAGUCCUUACCCUGCCCUGCUCGCUGGGACAGCGCGGUCAGUUACAGUGGGAGCCCUUCCUGGCCUUCGCAAACGACGAAACGCCAGAGAAACCUCCCGUGCAUUACACCUUGGAUCCGCAGCAGCCGGCGCUCAUCGAGGUGACGGAGACGCUUUCGUCAACUCAACCAACCGCCCUUCCACCGUUUGAGCGCCUGCAGCUCCACGUGUAAGGAUAGGAACACUGGAUAGAAUGGUAUAAGUGAGAUUGAACUGAGCUGCAGUCCUCAAUGUCAGGGAUUACCGGCUGGUCUGGGACUUGAGCCAUACAUGUACAUUCUACCUGACAUACUGGCUGAUCUGACAGAAUCAGCACCCUAUCCCCUCUCUGACUUCUACUGCAAUCCACUAUUGUAUUAACUUUGUAGCCUAUUAUAUUUCACGAAUUAUUGGUGAAUUUGUCGCUCUGAGCCUGUCCAAGA